UUACGCCAUAUGAGAUGAUGUAUGGCAGGAAAGCUUUACUGCCCUGUGAGGAUGAUAGAGAACCAGAAACAGAUCUUGACGAUCUUUCUGAUACAGAUUAUGACUGCAAUUUCCAAAGAAGGGCAGACAAUAUGAAAGGCAUAUUUAAGACUGCAACAAAAAUAUUAUAAAGGCUCAGCUUAAGCAGCAACGAGAUUUUAAAACUCGUAAUGCUGCUAAGAAUGCACUCUAUCACAUAAAUGAUAAAGUGCUUGUAUGGAAUAAUCGUCAGGCUGACAGGAAAGGAGGGAAAAUGUUGCAGCCUUGGGUAGGUCCUUAUACAAUUGUUAAUAGCAAUGUAGAAUUAUCUUCUUCAAUAGUAAAAAAUUUACAUACUAAGGCUAAUAUAAGUAAUUUAAAGCACUAUAUAGAGGGUAACAAAGAUACAGUCAAAAAAAUUGCACAUUGUGAAACUAUAGAGGGUGUUCAAGAUCAAGUUUGUAGGCUUCUUAAAACUAUAGUUGGAGAAGGAGAAGAAGAAGCACUAUUUGAAGAAAUGUCCUGUGGAAUAAAAGUUUCAGGAGAAAGAUUGGAAUUUAGAAAGGAGGAUACUAAAAUAAAACGUGUCAAGAGAAAGGAUACUUUUGGUGAAUAUCCAAUAAUAGCUAUUAAAAGUAUAGUGAGAGAGGAAGGAUAUAUAGGUGUACAAGAUCAGGAUGACCAAAUUAUUGUGGAAGCAAUAAUACCAAAGAAAAUUGGUGAACUUUUUCUGCCACAACAAGGAACUGGAAGGUAUAUCACUCUAAACUUCAAUUUCAAAGUAAUUGGAUGUUAUCCCAAGAUAAAAUGUGGUAUAUUAAAAGAGAUUUUCACAACCGAUCAUAUUGUGGGUGAUGGGAACUGUUUUUUUAGGUGUAUAAGUCAAGAGAUAUCAAAUAGCCAGGAAAAUUAUAAUUACCUGGGGGAGGAAUGCGUUCUUUUUAUGAGGAGACGAAGAUUUCAAAUUGGAAAUGGGAAAAUUUAUAGGAUAUCCUGUAGAGGAAUACCUAGUUAACAAAUGUUAUGGGAAAGGGUGUCUAAGCAACAGAUAUAGAAAUAUUAUCUAUUGCCACAUUGUUUCAGACAAAUAUAUUAAUCUA
This is a messenger RNA of Gordionus sp. m RMFG-2023, 1118 nucleotides long. RefSeq lists its product as uncharacterized. Lineage: Eukaryota; Metazoa; Nematomorpha; Gordioida; Chordodea; Parachordodidae. Bases 293 to 1033 code for a protein of 246 amino acids. The record is from RefSeq and is a predicted model, not a curated record. The transcript has 10 exons.